This is a messenger RNA of Arabidopsis lyrata subsp. lyrata, 886 nucleotides long. Its product is annotated as protein LURP-one-related 8. The transcript has 2 exons. Bases 122 to 712 code for a protein of 196 amino acids. Lineage: Eukaryota; Viridiplantae; Streptophyta; Magnoliopsida; Brassicales; Brassicaceae. The record is from RefSeq and is a predicted model, not a curated record.
CCCAAAGACAUCUUCUCAUUUGUCUCACAUACAAACAUCAUCAACUCAUCUUCUCCAAACAAGAAUCAUCAAAGCCAAAAAAACAAAACAGAAACACAACAGAGAAUACAAACAAAAAGAGAUGACAAAAGUUCACCCAAAAUUCCCAAACACAUGCGACGAGAGCUUGUGUGAUAGUAAAGCAGCCGUGGUUUUAACAGUGUGGAAGAAGUCCCUUCUCUUCAACUGCGACGGAUUCACGGUCUACAACGCCAAUGGAGAGCUUGUCUUUAGGGUUGACAACUACAUGAACUGUCCUAGAGACAACAUCGUCCUUAUGGAUGCUUCCGGCUUUCCCCUCCUCUCUAUCCGCCGCAAGAAGUUGAGUCUUGGAGAUUGCUGGAUGGUAUACGAUGGAGAAACAGAGAGAGACCCAAUAUUGACGGCGAGAAAGAACGUUAACAUAUUAACAAACCGGAGGAGCUUGGCGUGGGUUAGCGCGAAGAAGACGGUGUUGUACGAGAUAGAAGGAUCGUACAGUCAGAGAAGCUGCAAAAUAUUGGACGAGAGGAGGAACAAGAAGAAAACGGCGGAGAUCAAGAGAAAAGAAACGGUGAUCGGAGGAGUUGCCUUUGGCAAAGAUGUGUUUAAGCUUAUAGUUGAAUCAGAGAUGGAGCCUCGUGUGGCCAUGGCACUUACCAUCAUCCUCGACCAAAUGUUUAGAUCUUCUUGAUUUUCUUUUUUUUUAAGGUUUUAUUUUUACGUGUAUAUUAGUUCCUUUUUGUUUAUGUAAUUUAUGCGAUGUGUUCCUUCCUAAAUGUACACAUGAACAACAGAGACAACUUUUAAUGUUCAAGAAAAAAGAAAGAAAAAAAACAUAGAUAUAUAUAACUUUUUUUUUCGUUUU